Cucumis sativus (cucumber) is the source of this 715-nucleotide messenger RNA. Its product is annotated as basic leucine zipper 4. The coding region runs from base 70 to 531 and encodes 153 amino acids. Gene Ontology annotation, cellular component: nucleus. The record is from RefSeq and is a predicted model, not a curated record. Gene Ontology annotation, biological process: positive regulation of DNA-templated transcription. The transcript has a single exon. NCBI's taxonomy places the organism in Eukaryota, Viridiplantae, Streptophyta, Magnoliopsida, Cucurbitales, Cucurbitaceae. Gene Ontology annotation, molecular function: transcription cis-regulatory region binding; DNA-binding transcription factor activity.
CCUUCAUCCCCUUUGCUCUCUCAAUCUCUCUCUCUCUCUCUCUCUCUCAGUUUUAAUUUUCAUUUUGACAUGGCAAUGCUGAAUAUGGGUGAAAAUGGAGUUGGGUUUCAGUGUGAGGUACCUGAUCAUCAGAAUAAUCAUGAGUUCACUGCCUCCGAAAUCGAAGAGCUCUUGUCACUCUUUCUAGCCAAUAACGAUGGCCCCCCAAGUCCAGGUUCCGAUUCACAGGGCUCGAUGCGAACCUCAGUAACUAAUUGUUCAACCAAUGAUGAUGAGAGGAAGCUGCGGCGGAUGAUAUCAAACCGGGAGUCGGCCCGGAGAUCGCGGUGGAGGAAGAAGAGACAUUUGGAAGAUCUAACUAGUGAGGUGAACCGGUUGAUGAUGCAGAACCGGGAAUUGAAGGAGCGGCUAGGGCGGGUUCUGAACAGCCGUCAUAUGGUUAUGAGAGAAAACGAUUGGUUGUGGAUGGAGUCUAUGGGUCUUCGGGCCAGGCUUUCGGAUCUUUGCCGGAUCUUGGCCGUCAUGCAAUAGCCUUCAAAGAAGUUUACGUAAAAGUAAAAACAGAAAAGGAAAAAAUAUAUAUAAAUAUCUGCAUAGCACUGAGUUUUAAUAAUUGAAAAAGAAGAAAAAAAAGUUAGUACACUCUCCUGUAUGUAUCAUAAGCAUUGGAAGUGAAAAAAUAUCGAGUUCUUUUUGGUUCUUCCCUCUCUUUCAA